This is a messenger RNA of Nestor notabilis (Kea), 659 nucleotides long. It is a transcript of the gene SCAMP1, whose product is annotated as secretory carrier membrane protein 1. The annotation marks the transcript as partial. The record is from RefSeq and is a predicted model, not a curated record. Gene Ontology annotation, biological process: protein transport. NCBI's taxonomy places the organism in Eukaryota, Metazoa, Chordata, Aves, Psittaciformes, Psittacidae. The transcript is spliced from 5 exons. Gene Ontology annotation, cellular component: recycling endosome membrane; trans-Golgi network membrane.
GUAGAAAAAAUAACUGGCCACCUCUUCCUGAGAAUUUUCCAGUAGGUCCUUGUUUCUACCAGGACUUUUCUGUAGACAUUCCUGUAGAAUUCCAGAAGACAGUAAAGGUUAUGUACUACCUGUGGAUGUUCCAUACCGUGACACUGUUUCUUAAUAUCUUUGGAUGUUUGGCCUGGUUUUAUGUUGAUUCUACACGAGGAGUUGAUUUUGGAUUGAGUAUUCUCUGGUUCUUGCUUUUUACCCCUUGUUCUUUUGUCUGCUGGUACAGACCACUUUAUGGAGCUUUCAGGAGUGACAGUUCAUUCAGGUUCUUUGUGUUCUUCUUUGUAUAUAUCUGUCAGUUUGCUGUACAUGUACUUCAAGCUGCAGGAUUUCAAAGAUGGGGAAACUGUGGGUGGAUUUCAUCUCUUACUGGUCUGAAUAAGAGUAUUCCUGUUGGCAUUAUGAUGAUAAUCAUAGCUGCACUUUUCACAGCAUCUGCUGUUAUCUCAUUAGUUAUGUUUAAAAAGGUGCAUGGUCUCUACCGCACAACCGGUGCCAGUUUUGAGAAGGCGCAGCAGGAGUUUGCCACAGGAGUGAUGUCCAACAAAACUGUACAGACUGCUGCAGCCAACGCCGCAUCGACAGCAGCAACCAGCGCAGCUCAGAACGCAUUCAAG